Messenger RNA from Selaginella moellendorffii, 777 nucleotides. Its product is annotated as pentatricopeptide repeat-containing protein At4g02750-like. Lineage: Eukaryota; Viridiplantae; Streptophyta; Lycopodiopsida; Selaginellales; Selaginellaceae. The coding region runs from base 1 to 777 and encodes 258 amino acids. The transcript has a single exon. The record is from RefSeq and is a predicted model, not a curated record. Gene Ontology annotation, molecular function: protein binding.
AUGACGAGCAAAAGGAAAACAAUGCAACACUGUGCCUUCGCCGGCCGUGGGGCUCGAAGCCAGGACCGUGAGGUUAAGAGCCUUGUGGUCGACGAAUUUCCAAGAAAUGGUGCAGCUACAUCGCAGAGUGGGAACCUGGAAGAAGAGAGGUGUGCGUUCGAGAGUAAGCCCGAGCACAACACAGUCUCCUACACAACGAUUCUCCCGGCAUAUGUCCACAACAGGCAUCUUGAAGCGGCAGCCCGGAUCUUUGCACUGAUGCCUCGCUGCGGCAUUUCUUCUUGGAACGCAAUGCUAACAGCAUUUUUCCAUGCUCUGAAUCUUUCCAAGGCGGAAGAACUCUUUUCUCAGAUGCCCGAGCGAGAUCUCGCGUCGUGGACGUCGCUUCUCUGGGCAUAUGCCCAGACGGGCACCUGGACAUUUGAUUCGAUGCCUCAGCCCAAUUUGAUCUCGCAUGCGUACAGAGCUCCAAAAUUUUGGAAUUCCUGGGAAUUGAGCCAUUUGCUGCUUUGCGCUCGAAGUGGAGAAGUGGAGAGAGCGAGGUCCUGCUUCGUUUCGAUGGUGAUGAAUUACGAGCUGGAAGCUGGAAUGGAGAACUACAGCUGCAAGGUGGACGCUCUCAGCAGAGUUGGAUGCUUGGAUCAAGCCCGAGACUGGAUUGCGAGCAUGCCGUUUACUUCUAUGGACAAUCUCUCCCCUGAGAAAUUCCUCUCUUCUCGACCCCUUUAUAUACUCGAAACGAUGGCGCAAUGGCAUGUCGGGAUCAAAGAAUCAUAA